GCUUUCAGUCUCACAUCAUAUAGGAAUGGGAGUCAACCAGACAUGGGUCACAGACUUCAUCCUCGUGGGACUCCAGCUCAGCGCAGGCAUGGAAAUAUUCCUCUUCUGGAUCUUCUCCCUGCUGUACAUCUUCAGCCUGCUGGCAAAUGGCAUAAUCUUAGCACUCAUUUGCCUGGACCCCAGGCUGCACACCCCGAUGUACUUCUUUCUUUCUCAUCUGGCCAUUCUUGACAUGUCCUAUGCUUCCAACAAUGUCCCCAAGAUGUUGUCCAACCUUUUAAACCAGAAGAAAACCAUCUCAUUUAUUCCAUGCAUCACACAGACAUUCUUGUAUUUGGCCUUCGCUGCUUCAGAAUGCUUGAUUUUGGCAGCCAUGUCCUAUGACCGGUUUGUAGCCAUCUGCCACCCCCUACACUACACUGUCAUCAUGAGUUGGAAAGUGUGUAUGGCCCUGGCUGUCACAUCCUGGUCAUGUGGAUUUAUCCUCUCCGUGGCUCACACAAUUCUCCUCCUAAGGCUGCCCUUCUGUGGGCCCCGGGAGGUAAACCAUCUCUUCUGUGAAAUCCUGGCUGUUCUCAAGCUGGCAUGUGCUGACACCUUGAUCAACCAAAUCGUCAUCCUUGCUGCAUGUGUUUUUGUCUUAGUUGGGCCCCUUUGCUCAAUGCUUGUAUCUUACACACACAUCCUCUGGACAAUCCUGAAAAUGCAGUCAAAGGAGGGACGCAGGAAGGCCUUUUCCACCUGCUCCUCCCAUCUCUGUGUGGUGGGGCUCUUCUUUGGUAUAGCCAUGUUGGUUUAUAUGGUCCCUGAUUCUGAUCAGCGAGAGGAGCAGGAGAAAAUUUUGUCACUGUUCCACAGUCUCUUUAACCCAAUGCUGAAUCCCCUCAUCUACAGCUUGAGGAACGCCCAGGUGAAGGAAGCCUUCCACAGAGCGCUGCAGAAGAAGAGACCUGUGUGAGGGGCACAGAGAAUGUGAGUUGGGUAGGG
Molecule: messenger RNA, 987 nt
Organism: Arvicanthis niloticus (Nile rat)
Lineage: Eukaryota; Metazoa; Chordata; Mammalia; Rodentia; Muridae
Product: olfactory receptor 2A2-like
Biological process (GO): G protein-coupled receptor signaling pathway
Cellular component (GO): membrane
Molecular function (GO): olfactory receptor activity; G protein-coupled receptor activity
Source: RefSeq, a predicted model, not a curated record